Messenger RNA from Suillus subalutaceus, 949 nucleotides. RefSeq lists its product as uncharacterized. The transcript is spliced from 5 exons. The coding region runs from base 92 to 826 and encodes 244 amino acids. NCBI's taxonomy places the organism in Eukaryota, Fungi, Basidiomycota, Agaricomycetes, Boletales, Suillaceae. The record is from RefSeq and is a predicted model, not a curated record.
AUUGUCGGGUACCGUUCUUUCCAGUGCUUCUCAUGCUCUAGCAGAGGUCAAACAAAUGAGGUUAUUGGCCCCAUGAGUACUAUACGCUGGCAUGUCCUUUGCUGAUGGUAACUCAAUAUGUUUCAGCAAUCAGGCCAUGUCCCAACCUGAUGUGAAUUUGCCUGACUGGUCAAAACUGUCGGGUGUUGUUGUCUCCUGUGCGUCUGAUGCUCUAGCAGAGGUCAAACAACUAAGCAAUCAAGUGUCCAAGAAAGAUAUACACCUGCCAAACAUAGACUGGCCGACAGUAUCGGGCAAUAUCCUCUCUCAUACGUCUGAUGCUCUGACAGAGGCUAAACAAUUAGUUCAUCAGGUUUCCAUGUAUCGCUACUGGAGCUCUGACAUGCCAAUGUUUCAGCAAUACCAGAAGAUGGUGCGGCGACUCAUAGAUAUGAAAUCAUACCUUUUCGGCAUCCACUCGAUCAAAGUGUGGGGGACUAUUCUCUCGGGUGCUUCCAAAUUGCGGGACAAUAUUCUUUCGGGCGCCUCAAAUUUGUGGGGUAUCAUUCCCUCGGGCGCUUUUAGCUUGUGGAGGAUCAUUCUCUGGGGCCCUUCUAAAUUAUGGGGCGCUAUAAUCUGGGGGCCUUCCAAAAUUUUGGGCGCUGUUCUCUCGGCCACUUCCAAAUUGCAGGGCACUGCUAGAAUUACCUUGAGCACUUCGGAUUCCAAUUCAAGCACUGCCCUCUCCUGUGUUUCACAUGCUCUGAUAGGAAUCAAUAUCUGGUGCAUCCAUAUAUCGCAUCUGCAGUUUUGCUAUUCAUCUCCGAAUAUCCUGAUAUCCUUUUAGAACCAUUGGGAUUGACAGAAAAACCUGCACCGUACACUCGGACCUCGACUGUUCCCCUGAAUAGUGGUUGCGACGAGACUGCGGUCACGAAUGAAUGCGGGAAUGUGGAUGCACGCAAAGCUG